This is a messenger RNA of Prorocentrum cordatum, 3306 nucleotides long. Lineage: Eukaryota; Dinophyceae; Prorocentrales; Prorocentraceae. The record is from the annotation of a GenBank genome assembly.
AUGGACGUCCGAGCGAUGACAAGUCAACAAGUCUGGGCGGAGACACCCGACCCGAGGUGGCGGGGCUUGGCCGCGGCGAGGCAGACGCGCUGGCUGCAGGAGGACGUGCUCGAUCUGCGGGCCGAGCUGGACCGCUUGCGGACGCCCGCGGGUGGGCGCGGGGCAGCGCUUGCCAUGGCCCCAGCGCCUGGUCGGCCAGCUCAGGCGCCACUGCCGGCGCUGCUCCUCCUGCGGUGGCCGCGGCGGGCCCGCCUUGCAGGGCCCUUCGGGGCGUGGCUCAGGAUGGCGCUCAAGGACCGCAGGGUGGAGAGGUUGCGGCGCCUGCACAAGCGGAUCGUCGCCGACGUCCAAAUGCGGCUGUGCGCCCUGGUGCUGCACACCUGGAGGGCGGGGCGGAGCAGGUCGAUCGGCUCCAGGCGCAGCUCCGCGCAGAACGCACCCUCCUGCAGGAAGACUUCGAGCAGCUUCGUGACGUCGUCCUCCGUGGUGUUGGGCAAGUCCCGAUACACCUUCGACGCCUCGAACAGCACGGGGGAAAGGUACAGCUGGUCCAGGGCAAUCUUGACGUUCAGCCUGCGGCACUGGAUCUUGAAGUACCUCGUAAGGACCCGCAGCGUCGUCGCCGCGGCCUGGUGCGCCUCGAUCACGAGGCCCGAGGGCAUCAGCUUGCCGUUCUGCCUGGUGCUGCUGGUGAAGGCCUUCCACGGCUGCUGCACAAUGGAGGCGCGGGCCCCGGCCGUGGCGCCCAACUCCCUGCCCCGGGCGAUGUGGUUCCAGAGCUGCGCCUGCCAGUCGGCCAAGGCUAUCAGCGCCCGCGUGACGGGCGACGCGGACGGCGUCGCGCAGCCCGCGGUCGCAGAACACGUGGGGGACCAGCCCCCUGGGCGCGUCGUGCUCCUCCGCCACGCCGUCGCAGCCGGCGGGUGCAGCGGCCGGGCGGCCGCCAGCUGCCUCCGGGGCGUCCUCGUCGGCGAGCCGCGGAAGAGGCGGCGCUCGGGGUCGCAUAGCGCAGGGGUGGCGGCCCGUGCAAUCCCGCCCGGGGCGCUCGUCCCCGCGAGCGCGCCAAGCAGCAGCGCGGCCGAGCGCGAGAAGGAGACCACGGCGGUGGCCAGCGCCUCUUCGAACACCGACGGCAUCCGCAGGGCGCGUAUGCACUUCGUGAUGGCGCUGAUCAGCGGCGGAAGCACCUCCCGGCAGAACGCCUCGCGCAGAGACUCGGGCAUCCUGUCGGGGGAGGCCAGGGCGGAGCCCAGCGCGAACACGCCAGGGGCCCAGGCCCUGACCACUUUGGCAGCGGGGUGCCCGUCCGAGGUGCCGAAGGGGUUCUCGCUCGGUCUUGGUGACGACGCCCACGAAGAUGCCAGCAAGCACCCAGGCAUCCUUCAGCGGCCUGAGGAUCUGCUCCACGGAGGCAUCCUGGCCCGCGGCCGCGCCCUGCGCUGCCGCCGCCGCCGCGGCGGCAACGGCGGCCUGGAGUGCGCCGGAGCCCCCUUGCUGCACCAGCUCCGCCGCGAGCCAUCGGGCGGUGGGCUGCUCCAUGAUGCCAGAGACAAGCUCAGCCCGCCGCGCGGGCUGCAGCUCGCCGCAGGCAGCGAUCGCGGCCGACAGUGCCUCAGUCAACUUCCCCUGCGAGUUGGGGGUGAGUUUCGGGGCGAUGCGCUGGAACUCCGUGUUGAGAGCUUCAAGUUGCUGGGGGCGCAGGACUCCGUGCCUGCCCAGGCUGACGAGCGUGUCGAGAGCGCGCCGCUGCAGGGAGAUGCCAUCCUUGUCCGCGGGAGGGCUCUCCACGACCGCGAGCAGGCGCUGCAGGACCUGCCCGAGGACGUCUUCACCAAAGUGCCGAUAGAACGGUCGAAGCUGCGGGUGCGCGAGAGGAGCUCCACCCAGCACUGGAACGUGGGCAGCGCCUCGCUCGUGGAGGGCGUCCCCAGGUACUGCAGCCGCCAGAGGCUCCUGUCGGGCUCCAGGUCUCGCUCGGCCACCAGCAGCUCGGCCCGAAGGGAGUGCACGAAGAGCAGGCUCGCGAGCUGCUCCAACGGCGGCCGGGGCGGCGAAUCGCUGCCGUCCCAGCCGUCCUUGCCAACAACUGCUGCCGACUGUGCUCGCGCCAACUGGGCCAUCCCCGAGAGGGCGUCGGCUUGCACGGCCGCCGACGGAUACCUCAGCAGGUGCAUCAGCGUCGGCGAGCAGCUCGGCCACCUGGCGGUGAAACGCGUAGCUGCGCUGGAGCUCCGCCAGCUGGCCCCAGGCGCCGAGCGCGAGGGCCGCGCUGCAAGCCCCGGGCCCCCGCGCCGCCGCCAGCAGCGCGGGCCGCAGCUCCGGUGCGCCCACGGAGCGCCCUGGAGGCUCGCGCACUGCCUCGUCCGGGCCGAAGAGCAGCAGCCAGGCGAAGCGGGGCUCAACGAGGCCGCCGCCGCGGCCUGCGCCGGGCCCGGCGCCCAGCACGGCGCAGAGCAGGAGUGUCGGGGAGACCCGGGCUCGGGGGACCCAGGUGCGCACUCUCGUCUCCUCUCGUGCAGCAUGGGAUACGGCAGUGGGAAGGCUACGGGUUUCAUCGACUGCAAGGCGUGCGGCUACAAAUGGAACUGGGCCAACAAGACGGAAUGUUUCAAGUGCAAGGCCAAGCUCAUGCCGUCAAUUGGAGCACCGCCGCCGCUGUCAGGAGUAUGGGCUGAGAAUCAGAAGUAUUCUACGGGAUGGUCGAAAUUCGGGCGCGGCUGGGCGAAAACGGCACCAUGGCGGAAACACGGCAGCUACAAGUUUUGGAACUGGGAGCACAAGGGCGAGCACGACGAGGCGGCGCAGCUGGCUGACCCGCUCUCCACCACGUCCCUCAUCGCGAGCUUGGCGUCCUACCAGUGUGAUGGCGACGAGACGGGCCCCACGAUCGCGGCCGCCAUGGACACGCUGCGGCGCAAGGCUCAAGCAGAGCAGGCAGCCAAGACAACACCAGCGCCUCCAAAGCCAAGAACGGGGGCACAACUGCUCGGCGAGGCCAACAGAGCGCUCAAGGACAUCGAUCACCACAUCGGCAAGCAAAGACAUAAGCUCGUCGACGCACAGCUCUACCUGGACGACCAAGAAGAGUAUAUGGCCAAGCUCGAGCGUCCACGGGCCGAGACGCUGCAGCAACAGUGGGGGGCCUUGGCGCAGGCCAGCGCGGAGUCGGGCAUCGAGGUGGUCAAGCCCGAGGAGAAGGUUGGCAGCGGCGCGCUCAAGGUCAAUUUCGAGUUCGACGCAUCGCUCUUCGAGGGCCUCGAAGAGUGCGAUGUCACACCCGAAGAGAUGCAAAGUAUUCUGCGGUAG